This is a messenger RNA of Cyphellophora europaea CBS 101466, 4365 nucleotides long. RefSeq lists its product as uncharacterized. Gene Ontology annotation, biological process: leading strand elongation; mitotic DNA replication initiation; DNA replication. The transcript is spliced from 3 exons. Bases 1 to 4365 code for a protein of 1454 amino acids. Gene Ontology annotation, molecular function: chromatin binding; DNA-directed DNA polymerase activity; pyrimidine nucleotide binding. The record is from RefSeq and is a predicted model, not a curated record. Gene Ontology annotation, cellular component: alpha DNA polymerase:primase complex. Lineage: Eukaryota; Fungi; Ascomycota; Eurotiomycetes; Chaetothyriales; Cyphellophoraceae.
AUGUCUCACCGCAGUGCUCUUGCUGCUCUUAGAGCUGCUCGGGCUGGUGGGAAGUCACGACUGGAGAGUUACCAGAUCCAGGACCAGGGAGCCAUCUACGAUGAGGUCGACGAAGAAGGAUACAAGAAGGUCGUUCGAGGUCGUCUGAAUCGCGAUGAUUUCGUCGUUGACGAUACUGGCGAAGGCUACGCUGACGAUGGUCGCGAGGAAUGGCAGAACGAGCGAACAUACUACUCGAGUGAAGAGGAAGGCGAUGUUCCAUUGAAGGGCAAAGCUGCGAAGCGGAAACGCGAAGAAGACCAAGAGAAGAUCGAAAAGUCUAACCAUAAGAUUGCCAACUACUUCAACAAAGGCCCAAACGUGGCCGCUCCGAAGCAAAAGAUCCAAGCUACCGCCGAGGAUGAAGCUUUCAUGGCCGAUCUACUCGGUGAAGUCGACACCAACAUCGUCCCUGCGCGAUCCUACGGGAAGAAGGCCGUCAAGUCCGAGUCGCGUCGCAAAGUACGCGUUUUGUCGCCGCCAUUGACCGACGAACGCAGGAAGCCAGCCAAGUAUAUACCUCCUGUCACCGAACUAGUCGAAACACCUCCACCGCAAUCCGACAUGGACGACGCACCCAUGGUGUUCGGUGAUGAUGACGACGCCCCGAUGAGCGACCCACUGCCAUCUUCACCCAUUGCCAAAGCUGUCCAGCGCCGAGCUAAAGUCCAGAUCAAAGAAGAAGACGAAGAGGAGGAUCUGAUGGAUGUUGCUCAAGCCGUUGGCCAGGAAGGAGUCUCGGAGAAGAGCAUCAACAUGAAGGGCAGUAAGCCACCACCAAAGAUUAAGCAGCUGCUUUCUCCACAGAGCUCGUCACCUCCCGCACCAGCAUCCUCUGAUGUGGACGCCUCAACUUGGACCAGCGUUACCAACAAUCUGGCUGUAGCCAGCAGCCCUGCCUCUGGUACACACAUCUUUGGAAAGAUGAAACCAUCUGAUGCUGUGGAGGAGGAUGGCUCCCUUCGCUUCUACUGGCUAGACUAUACUGAUGUCAACGGCAGCCUCUGUCUCUUCGGCAAGGUCAAGCACAAGCAGACCGGCCAAUAUCUAAGUGCCUUCGUCAAGGUCGACAACAUCAUGCGGAAGCUAUACUUCCUACCACGCUCUCACAAGUUCCGCAAUGGACGCCAGACUGACGAUGAGGUUGGGAUGGAGGAUGUCUACGAGGAAGUAGACGCUCUCAUGUCUCGCAACAAAGUCACAACCCGCAAAGUCAAGCCUUGCACACGCAAAUACGCAUUCGAGCUACCAGACGUGCCAAAAGAGGCAGAAUAUCUCAAGCUGUUAUACCCAUACACCAAGAACGGCUUGCCUAUGGACCAGUCAGGAGAGACCUACUCACGCGUAUUUGGAACAAACACUUCUCUCUUCGAACAGUUUGUCAUGUGGAAGAACAUCAUGGGCCCCUGCUGGCUGAAGAUCGAGGAUGCCGAUUUUACCAGUGUCAACAACGCAUCUUGGUGCAAGCUCGAGUGUUCUUCGCCUGAUCCGGUUGGAAUUUCUGUUGUUCCAGAUUCGGAGCAACUGGAGACGCCACGACUCACGCUCAUGUCUAUGUCGUUUCGUACUCAGAUGAACGUCAAGGAGAAUAAGCAGGAGAUAUUGAUUGCCAGCGCUAGAGUGUACGAGAAUGUCUCUUUGACCGAUACCACUUCACCUGAGAAGAUGCCAUCCAGAACCUUCACCGUUAUGCGUCCCUCAGAAGCCAAGUAUCCACUUGGCUUCGAGACGAUGGCCACCGAGACCAUGAGUAAGCAGAACCGGGGAACGUUCAUGCUUGAGAGAAGUGAGCAAUUCCUUCUCAGCAAAUUCCUUGCUCUCUUCGAGAGGGUCGAUCCAGAUGUCUUGCUAGGCCAUCAACUUCAGGAAGUCGACUAUAGCAUUCUGCUCAGCCGGCUUCGUGAGAAGAAGACACCCGGCUGGCACAGAAUUGGCCGCUUGAAGCGACAGGAAUGGCCCAAGACUUUUGGCAAGAGCGGUUCCUCGUUUUUCGCCGAGCGAGCGCUAGUUGCUGGUAGAUUGAUGUGCGAUCUUGCCAAUGACAUGGGCAAAUCCCUAAUGACAAAAUGUCAGCAGUGGAGCUUGACCGAAAUGUGCGAGCUGUAUCUUGGGCCCAGCAACCCCCGGAGGGAACUAGACAACGAGAGCGCCCUCAAGACCUGGGCCACGACCAAAGACGGCCUGAUGAACUACGUUGGUCACUGUGAGGCCGAUACUUUCUUCAUCGCAGCACUGGCAAUCAAGUUGCAAAUGCUUCCCCUGACAAAGGUGUUGACGGAGCUUGCUGGCAAUUCCUGGGGCCGCACUCUGACUGGUACCCGCGCCGAGCGGAACGAGUACAUUCUUUUGCACGAAUUUCACCGCAACAAGUACAUCUGCCCUGACAAGAUCUGGGGAAAGCGCGCGAAGGUCGAAGAAGACAAUGAGGACGACGAUGCUGCCGACACGAAAAAGAAGGACAAGUACAAAGGAGGCCUCGUGUUCGAACCUGAAAAGGGAUUGUACGACAAAUUUGUGCUCGUCAUGGACUUCAACUCCCUGUAUCCCAGCAUUAUCCAGGAGUUCAACAUUUGCUUCACGACAGUUGAUCGCAACUCGACAACAGAGAAUGACCACGAAGAAAAGGUGCCAGAAGUUCCCCAAGAUCAAGCUCAGGGCGUCCUACCGAAGCUGAUCGCCACCCUCGUCACUCGACGUCGGGAGGUCAAAAAGCUCAUGAAAGAUAAGACCGCCACUCCUGAACAGCUCGCUCUCUGGGACACAAAACAGCUAGCCUUGAAGCUCACUGCCAACUCCAUGUAUGGCUGUCUGGGGUACACUCAGUCUCGCUUUUAUGCUCGUCCACUAGCUAUGCUCACGACCUUCAAGGGACGUGAGAUCCUACGAAGCACCAAAGAGCUCGUCGAAAGCAAUCAGCUUCAGGUCAUCUACGGAGACACUGACUCCGUCAUGAUCAACAGCAACGCUGACAGCAUCGCUCAGGCGCUCAAGGUGGGCAACGAGAUUAAGAAGAUGGUCAACGAACGGUACAAGCUGCUCGAAAUUGACAUUGACAACAUCUUCCGACGGCUGCUGCUUCAUGCCAAGAAGAAGUAUGCUGCGAUCAAUCUGGCUGAAGUUGAUGGCAAAUAUGUCGACAAGCUAGAAGUCAAGGGUCUCGAUAUGAGGCGUCGUGAGUACUGUGCGCUGUCGAAAGAGGCUUCACAGCGCCUGUUGAACGAGAUUCUGUCUGGAGAUGAUCCUGAGGUCGUCCUUGAGAAGAUCCACGAGUACUUGCGCGAGCUGUCUGAGAAAAUGCGCGAAGGCCAGAUUCCUGCGCAAAAGUACAUCAUCUAUACGAAACUUGGCAAGAAUCCAAAGGACUAUCCUAAUGCAGACUCUAUGCCUCAAGUGCAGGUUGCCUUGCGAGAGAUUGCUCGUGGCAAGAGUGUCCGCGUCAACGAUGUCAUGUCGUAUAUCGUCACAAUGGGCAAUGAUGAUACCAAAUCAUACCCAGCACCGAAGCGGUCAUAUACGCCUCAGGAUGUGCUCAAGAAAGACUCUGGCCUUACUCCGGACAUCGAAUAUUAUCUCUACAAGCAGAUCUUCCCGCCAAUCGAACGUCUCUGUGCGCCAUUGCCAGGAACUGACUCUGUGCGCCUUGCGGAAUGCCUUGGACUCGAUACUCGCAAGUACCAGAUCAAUAGUUCAUCAAGCUCCCAGCAGCAGAAGGCGGAGAUCUUCCCGCUAGAGUCGCAGAUUCCAGAUAGCAUCCGCUUUCGCGACGCCGUCCGCCUCAACCUUCGCUGCCGCCGGUGCAAGGAAACAUCUGUCUUUGAAGGACUUUGUGAGACUACUACUCAGUGCAGUCCCUCGGGCAUCAUUUGCAGCAAUGCAGAAUGCAAUCAACCCUUCUCCAAAAUCAACAUUGUAGCUCAGCUGGAGUCCCAGAUUCGAACACAAACAUUCCAAUACUACGAGGGCUGGCUUCGCUGCGACGAUGAGUCCUGCAGCAACCGCACACGGUCCAUGUCGGUGUACGGCCACCGCUGCCUCGGCCCUAGCGGCAAAGCGGAAGGCUGCCAGGGACGCAUGUCGUACGAGUACAGCGAGAAGCGACUGUACAAUCAGCUGCUCUAUUUCGCCAGCAUAUGGGAUGUUGAGAAGGCCAAGAACAAGGCGAAGACGCUGAAGGAGUUUGCAGAGGUACGAGAUCGAGUCAUGGUGCUGGCAGAAACGAACCAGGAGCUUUUUGGACAAGUCAAGGCGAUCGUGGAUGCUUACCUGAGGAAGUGUGGUAGGCAGUGGGUUGAGAUGGAUACACUGUUUGGGUUUGCUCUAAAGUGA